Salvia splendens (bonfire salvia) is the source of this 3044-nucleotide messenger RNA. Its product is annotated as protein PHOSPHATE STARVATION RESPONSE 1. The record is from RefSeq and is a predicted model, not a curated record. NCBI's taxonomy places the organism in Eukaryota, Viridiplantae, Streptophyta, Magnoliopsida, Lamiales, Lamiaceae. Gene Ontology annotation, molecular function: DNA binding; DNA-binding transcription factor activity. The transcript has 7 exons. Bases 1380 to 2780 code for a protein of 466 amino acids.
ACUGACAAAACACCAAAAUAAAAGCUCACUCCUGACCGUACAAUUCCUUUCCGCCACUCGCCGGAGACCGAACCUCCCGCCAACGGUAGCGCGUGGCGUUCCCAGCCCCGCCGGAGUCACCACGCAAACGCGUAUCGUAUUACGUUAUAUUGCUAAGCUAUCACGGGAUUGUAUCUUAGAUUUUUUUAUUUAUCAUCGCAAUAAUUCGAGAUGAAACUGCUGUUUCAUUGUCAGUUACGAUCCCUUUUUUAAUAUCUAGGUAAGACACUUUCAUCUUUUUUGCUCCUCAAUGAUUCUCAACGUUUCAAUUCUGGUUGAAUUUGCUUCAAUUCAUGUCCUUCGUGAAAAGUUUCCACUGCGACCGACGUCGUUUUUUAGUGAAUUUCUGAUCACUGUUUCAUUGCAAGUGGCGUUUUUGCCUUUUUUUUUGUCAUGGCUUGAGCAUUAAGUUUUUUGGUGAUUAUUGUUUAGAAUUGAUUUUGGAAUUGAUUUCUGUAAUUUGGUAGUGCUAGGACCAGUUGAGUGUUAAACGUGGGCAUUAAUUUUGGGUGAAAGGUGGUGAUGCUCAUGGUUCUUUAAUUUGAUUGUGCUUGUUAAGUUAUUGAGCGAAUGUAGAGGGUGCGUAAUUUGUUAGUAACAUGUUGCCGUAACAAUUGGUCUUUGCAUCUCUGCUGGAAAAACUAUGCCACUGAGCUUUAGAAUCUGUCUUGGUUUUAGAAAUGCCUCAGUUGUUAAGAGUAAUGGAGAAUUGGUGCAUGAUUUGUUUCUGUAAUUUAUUGUCUUUUUGGACCAAGUUUCUGGAAGAUGUUUAUGGACUUCAUUGGUUUAUCCCAGUUGAAAGAUAGCCUCAUCUUUGAGCUCUUCAUGUUCAACUGCAUGCAUGAUUAUUAGAUAGAUUUCCAUCAAUGAGCUUUUUGAUUCACUGUUAAGCCAUUAAGGUGUCAAAAAUGCAUUAAGAUUUAUGGGUAUUAUUCUUUAUUAGACAAUUGGUGCUUUUAUCCUGUGAGAAUAAGCCACAAUCAUAAUUAGAUGAUAGGUUGAUACUUGAAUUAAAAACUUAGUAUGCUGCCCAUGAAAUUGGUUGAUCAAUAUCGGGUAAUGUUUAAGAAGUUAGAACUCCAAGCUUUAUACUAUAUGUAUCUUUGCUUCCCUGACCUGUACACCGGUUUCCUAUUCAGAGUUAAUAAUGAUUAUUGAAAUUGUACCUGAUUCACAGUUUCUGUGUUUUUAUUAGUAUGACCAUUGCAUAUAUGCAUUUAUGUUUCUGUAUAUAUGAUCUUGAUGGGUGUUAUUGUGGUAUAAGCUUAAUAGGUAGUCAAGGAAAAAGCGCUGCUUGCUAACAAUUUACAUAGGAGUGACUGUUAACACUCAAGUUAUAAAUGGAAACAAAACGUGCUUUACCUAUUCAAAGAUCAGGCCCAAGGCAAAUUAGUAGCAUUGGGGCCUCAGCAUCUCCAUCCCCUUCAUUUCCUAUUCAUCCAACUGCUCUGGAAGAGACGUAUCCAAGGUUUUCUGAACUGCAGCCGGUUUCUUUAGAGAGGGAACUCAUGCAGCAUCCUCCAGCUGUUGUUUCAUCAUUCUCUUCCAACGAUGGGGCUGUUGGACAUAUAUUUUCUUCUUCAUUGGGAUUUUCUACCAAUCUCCAUUUUUCAUGCACCCAACAGCAACAAGAAAAGCAUACUAGGCAACUCCCUUUUGUUUCUCAAUCAGCAAAUAGCGGAAAAUCAGUUUUGCUACAUUCUAUUGAUUCUCAACUUAUUCAAUCUACCGCAUCAAGUCAUUUUAACAAAGAGAAUAAUGACUCUUGGUGCACGGAUACAAUGCCUGAUUUUCUUGAUAUUCCAAUGAGUACGACAAUCCAGAGUAGUCAGCUCUAUGGAAGUAACAGCAGUGUCAUCACCAUUCCUCAUGGAGAUCUUGGUAAACCCAAUGAUUGGCAAGAUUGGGCUGAUCAACUUCUUACUGAUAAUGAUGCUUUGACUGCUGAUUGGAGUGAGCUUCUUGCUGAUGCAAGUGUUACAGGUCCAGAACCAAAGCAAUGCACUAGUAUCUCCAAGCAGCAGACUCACAUACCCCAACAACUCCCCAGUACACCUGGAGAAAUUUGCGCAGGUGGCGCUCAAUCAUCCUCUAAUGCUGCUUCAGGAAAGCAACGAAUGCGCUGGACCCCAGAACUUCAUGAGACCUUUGUGGAAGCAGUCAACAAGCUUGGUGGCAGUGAAAGAGCUACCCCCAAGGGUGUUCUCAAACUAAUGAAAGUUGAAGGUUUGACCAUCUAUCAUGUUAAAAGCCAUCUACAGAAGUACCGAACAGCUAGAUACAAACCAGAGACAACAGAAGAGUCUUCAGAUAGGAAAACUGCCUACGUCGAAGAUUUGUCAUCCCUGGACUUAAAAACGGGUAUUGAAAUCACUGAAGCACUGCGAUUGCAGAUGGAAGUCCAAAAGCAACUCCACGAACAACUUGAGAUUCAGAGAAAUUUACAGCUUCGGAUUGAAGAACAAGGGAAAUAUCUUCAGUUGAUGUUUGAGAAGCAGUGCAAGUCAGGCACAGACAUGCUCAAGGGGGCGUCAUCGAGCAGUGAGAACGCUCUGAAAGAGUUGAGAGACACGCAAAAUUCCCUUGCCACAGAUAGUUCGGCAGUAGAAGCUAGUAGAUCCAAAGCACCAGGACAAACUUCUCAGAUGGCAGGCGAGAAGCAAAAAGCACCCGAAGGCGUGCCCAGCUCACCGCCUCCGAAGCGCACAAAAGUUGACGAGCAAGUCCCUGUGUCGUCCUAGAUUGUAGCAAUGCACUCCAGUCCGUGAGUAGGGGCAAGAGAGAGCUCACAUGAAGAUGUGAAAAUUUCAUUUUAUCUGUCAAUGAAAUUCAGAUCAGAGGCGUUGGUUUUUGUUUCCCAAUGUCUACUUGAUACCAAUAUUGAAGAUUUUGAGUGAACUCUUCAUAGGGAAAUAAAGCCACCUUUUGUUGAAAGUAAUGUCCAAAUGCUGGAAGCCUGGAACCAAUGAAUAAUCCGAGUUCUAUGAAUGCGUAUUCUUAUUCCU